GCCGCACACUGGGUCGACAUUUUCAUCGUGCUGUCCACUACAACCCCAAGCAGGUGACCGGCAGAAUGAGAAUUAUAGAAAACCACAGAUGGUGCCACUGGUAAUAGCCAAGACUGAGAGUCAAAAAGAGAUAUUUGGAAAUCACAGGGGACCAAAAUCAUCUGAAAGAAAGCAGCCAAAGAAUGGGAGCAAGAAAUCCUCUACUUGUCAUAGUUUUCAUCAAAGAACACACACCGGAGAAAAACCAUUUAAAUGCAUGGAAUUUGGAAAGAGCUUCAGUGUAAAAACUAGCCUUACUUCACAUCACAGAACCCACACAGGGGAGAAACCAUUUAAAUGCAGGGAAUGUGGAAAAAGCUUUACUCGGAACGAUCAUCUUACUUCACAUAAAAGAACCCACACAGGAGAGAAACCUUUUAAAUGCAGAGAGUGUGAAAAGAGCUUCAGUCUAAGCAGUAGCCUUAAAUUACAUCACCGAAAACACACAGGGGAGAAACCAUUUAAAUGCAUGGUGUGUGGAAAGAGCUUCAGUCAGAGCAGUGACCUUACUUUGCAUCAAAGAACCCACACAGGGGAGAAGCCAUUUAAAUGCAAAGAGUGUGGAAAGAGCUUCAGUCAGAGUGGUAACCUUACAUUACAUGAAAGAACACACACAGGGGAGAAACCAUUUAAAUGCAUGGAGUGUGGACAGGGCUUUAGUCAGAGAAGUAAGCUUACUUCACAUCAAAGAACCCACCCAGGGGAGAAGCCAUUUAAAUGUAAGGAGUGUGGAAAGAACUUCAGUCAUGGCGGUCACCUUACAUCGCAUCAAAGAACCCAUACAGGGGAGAAGCCAUUUAAAUGCAGUGAGUGUGGAAAGAGCUUCAGUGUAAGCAGUAGCCUUACUUCGCAUCACAGAACCCACACAGUGGAGAAACCAUUUAAAUGCAGGGAAUGUGGAAAAAGCUUUACUCAGAACAAUCAUCUUACUUCACAUCAAAGAACCCACACAGGAGAGAAACCUUUUAAAUGUAUGGAGUGUGGAAAGAGCUUCAGUGUAAGCAAUAAACUUAUUUUACAUCAGAGAACUCACACAGGGGAGAAGCCAUUUAAAUGCAAGCAGUGUGGAAAGAGCUUUAGACACAAGCGGUACCUUACAGUACAUGAAAGAACCCACACUGGAGAAAAACCAUUUAAAUGCAGUGAGUGCGGAAAGAGCUUCAGUGUAAGCAGUAGCCUGAAAUUACAUCACCGAACACACACAGGGGAGAAACCAUUUAAAUGUAUGGAGUGUGGAAAGAGCUUCAGUGUAAAAUCUGUCCGGAAUUUUCAUCAAAGAACACACACUGGAGAAAAACCAUUUAAAUGCAUGGAAUGUGGAAAGAGCUUCAGUGUAAAAAAUAGCCUUACUUCACAUCACAGAACCCACACAGGGGAGAAACCAUUUAAAUGCAGGGAAUGUGGAAAAAGCUUUACUCAGAACGAUCAUCUUACUUCACAUAAAAGAACCCACACAGGAGAGAAACCUUUUAAAUGCAUGGAGUGUGGAAAGAGCUUCAGUGUAAGCAGUAGCCUUAAAUUACAUCACCGAACCCACACAGGGGAGAAACCAUUUAAAUGCAUGGUGUGUGGAAAGAGCUUUAAUCAGAGCAGUAAUCUUACUUCACAUCAAAGAACCCACACAGGGGAGAAGCCAUUUAAAUGCAAGGAGUGUGGAAAGAGCUUCCCUCAGAAUGGUCAACUUACAUUACAUGAAAGAACCCACACAGGGGAGAAACCAUUUAAAUGCAAGCAGUGUGGAAAGAGCUUUAGCCACAAGUGGUACCAUACAUUGCAUGAAAGAACACACACAGGGGAGAAACCAUUUAAAUGCAGGGAGUGUGGAAAGAGCUUCAGUGUAAAAAACAGCCUUACUUUACAUCACAGAACGCACACAGGGGAGCAACCAUUUAAAUGCAGGCAAUGUGGAAAGAGCUUCAGUGGAAAUGGUAACCUUAAAUUACACCACAGAACCCACACAGCGGAGAAGCCAUUUAAAUGCAAGGAGUGUGGAAAGAGCUUCUCUCGGAAUGAUCAACUUUCAUUACAUGAAAGAACCCAUACAGGGGAGAAACCAUUUAAAUGCAUGGAGUGUGGAAAGAGCUUCAGUGAAAGCAGUAACCUUAAAUUACAUCACAGAACCCACACAGGGGAGAAGCCAUUUAAAUGCAAGCAGUGUGGAAAGAGCUUUAGACACAAGUGGUACCUUACAGUACAUGAAAGAACCCACACUGGAGAAAAACCAUUUAAAUGCAGGGAAUGUGGAAAGAGCUUCAGUCAGAGCAGUAAACUUACUUUACAUCACAGAACACACACAGGGGAGAAACCAUUUAAAUGCAGAGAGUGUGGAAAGUACUUCAGUCAGAGCACUAGCCUUACUUUACAUGAAAAAACCCACACAGGCGAGAAACCAUUUAAAUGCAGGGAGUGUGGAAAGAGAAUCAGUCAGAGCAGUAGGCUUACUUUACAUGAAAGAACCCACACAGGCGAGAAACCAUUUAAAUGCAGGGAAUGUGGAAAGAGCUUCAGUGUAAACAGUAGCCUUACUUUACAUCACAGAACCCACACAGGGGAGAAACAAUUUAAAUGCAGUGAGUGUGGAAAGAGCUUCAGUCAGAGCAGUGACCUUACUUCGCAUCAAAGAACCCACACAGGGGAGAAGUCAUUUAAAUGCAAAGAGUGUGGAAAGAGCUUCAGUCAGAGUGGUAACCUUACAUUACAUGAAAGAACACACACAGGGGAGAAACCAUUUAAAUGCAGUGAGUGCGGAAAGAGCUUCAGUGUAAACAGUAGCCUGAAAUUACAUCACCGAACACACACAGGGGAGAAACCAUUUAAAUGCAUGGAGUGUGGACAGGGCUUUAGUCAGAGAAGUAAGCUUACUUCACAUCAAAGAACCCACACAGGGGAGAAGCCAUUUAAAUGUAAGGAGUGUGGAAAGAACUUCAGUCAGAGCGGUCACCUUACUUCACAUCAAAGAACCCAUACAGGGGAGAAACCAUUUAAAUGCAGGGAGUGUGGAAAGAGCUUCAGUCAGAGCAGUCACCGUACUUUGCAUCAAAGAACCCAUACAGGGGAGAAACCGUUUAAAUGCAGAGAGUGUGGAAAAAGCUUCAGUGUAAGCAGUAGCCUUGUUUUACAUCACAGAACCCACACGGGAGAAACCAUUUAAAUGUAGUGAGUGGAAAGAGGUUCAGUCAGAGCACACUUACUUCGUAUGAAAAAACACUGUGGAGUAACUUUUUUAAUGCAUGGAGUAUGGAAAGAGAUUCAAUGAAAGCAGUAGGCUUACAUCACAGGGGAUACGCAGGAGAAACAAUUGAAAUGUAGGGAGUAUGGAAAGAACUUCAAUGGGAGCUUUAUUCUUCAUCUUGCAGGCUACAUAGAUUAAAGCCCUAUACAGGUUGGGGCCAGGAUGCUUAAAAAAUUAUCUCACCUGUUAUAUAUGCAGCCCAUCACUGAAGUCUGCAGAAGAUGGCCUCUUACGCAUACCAUCUCAUUGGGAAGUCCACUCUGCAUGAUAGAGAAACCUGGCCUU
Molecule: messenger RNA, 3556 nt
Organism: Rhineura floridana
Lineage: Eukaryota; Metazoa; Chordata; Lepidosauria; Squamata; Rhineuridae
Product: zinc finger protein 208-like
Exons: 4
Coding region: 89-3190 (1033 amino acids)
Biological process (GO): negative regulation of transcription by RNA polymerase II
Molecular function (GO): DNA-binding transcription repressor activity, RNA polymerase II-specific
Source: RefSeq, a predicted model, not a curated record